CUGCAGGGGCUCAACAUGUCGUCACUUCCGGUCCCACGGCGAAGAAGAGCUAACGACACAUGAUGAAACAACAUGCUAGCGAUGAUAUCAAGUCGUGUCAUAUUUAAGUUGCUCAAGUAAGAAAAGUAAAUCUUUAGCGGUGAUUCAAUCGGUGAAUCCCCCCCCCCACGUCAGACAUCUCACCGGAAGACUUGAACUUCCUCCAGGAGUCACAAUGCCUGUCCUGUGCAGCAGCUGUGGGAACAGGCGUGCCGCUCUGAAGCGUCCAAAAACGGGCCACUCGCUGUGUAAGGAGUGCUUCUUCUGGGCCUUCGAGGAGGAGGUGCAUCAGACGAUCGUGUCAGCGAAGCUCUUCAAACAUGGGGAGAGAGUCGGCAUCGCUGCCUCCGGUGGGAAAGACUCCACAGUGCUCGCACAUUUGAUGAAGCUCCUGAACGAGCGGUACAACUACGGCCUCGAGCUGAUGCUCCUGUCGGUGGACGAGGGGAUCACUGGUUACAGAGACGACUCUUUGGAGACCGUAAAGAGGAAUGAGCAGCAGUAUGAGCUGCCGCUGAAGAUUGUGUCGUAUGAGGAGCUGUACGGCUGGACGAUGGACGCUAUAGUGAAGCAGGUGGGACUGAAAAACAACUGCACCUUCUGUGGAGUAUUCAGGAGGCAGGCGCUCGACAGAGGAGCCAUCAUGCUCAAAGUGGACAAGAUAUGUACAGGUCACAAUGCCGAUGAUGUAGCAGAGACGGUUUUGAUGAACGUCUUGCGUGGGGACAUAGCUCGACUUCGCCGCUGCACCGCCAUCUCCACAUCCAGCGAGGGCGACGGAGUCGUGCCGCGCUGCAAGCCGCUCAAAUACGCAUAUGAGAAGGAGAUUGUUCUGUAUGCUUACUUUAAGAAGCUGGAUUACUUUUCCACUGAGUGUAUCUACUCUCCCAACGCCUACCGAGGCUACGCAAGGACCUUUUUAAAGGACCUGGAGAGUGUGAGGCCCAGUUCCAUCAUGGACGUCAUCCACUCAGGGGAAAACCUGUCAGUGCGGGAGGGCGUGAAGAUGCCUCAGCAGGGAACAUGUAACCGCUGUGGAUACAUCUCCAGUCAAGCUCUGUGUAAGUCCUGUGUGCUGCUGGAGGGGCUGAACCGCGGCCUGCCCAGGCUGGGCAUCGGGAAACACCACCGGCUGCAAGACAAGAUCCUCUCCCAGCAGCCGCUCACGGAGAACGAGGAGAGGAAGCUGAAAGCGGUCGACUUUUGACAAAAAUUAUCCCUUUUUUACUUGAUAGUGAAGAUAUAUCAUGAAUUUUUAGAAUAAACUGCAAGACAAGUCUAAUAAAAUCAAUUAUCUUGUUAGUGUUCAUUUAUCAUCAAUUAAAUAUUUAUUAAAAGUUUCUUUGGAAUGUUUUAAUAAAGUGGUAACACCCUUACAGUAAGGCUACAUUAAUUAUGAGUUAAAACCAGUAAUAAGCAUAAAGAUUAUUUACCUUAAUACAUUUUUUAGCGUUGAAUUUCAUCAUCAACAAUGUUAAAUCGAGACAUUUGUUAAGUUACUAAAUGCUUAUUACUGUUUUAACUUGUGUUGAUUAAUGUUCACUUUUGUAAAGUGUGAAGCUCUCAGACCCGUGAAGCAUCUUCACAGCAAACAAAGUCCAGGAUCACUGAGGUAUCAUGUGGAUCUCUCCAGUGGUUUCAGUAACUCUGUUAAUCUGAGUUGAUGUUCAGUGAAACAGAAUUGGUGCCGUUAUCCUGCAACAACAGGAGCCGGCAGAAACGCUUUAAUGUUUGUAAAAGCUUCGGUACCAAGUUCAGUCUGGGGAGGUUAUGAUGACAGUGUUGGUUAUGUUCCAAAGUGAUUAUGAUAUUAUAACUUUGAUUUAAUAAAUGUUUUGUCAUAUA
This is a messenger RNA of Acanthopagrus latus (yellowfin seabream), 1884 nucleotides long. It is a transcript of the gene ctu1, whose product is annotated as cytosolic thiouridylase subunit 1 homolog (S. pombe). The coding region runs from base 215 to 1246 and encodes 343 amino acids. The transcript has 3 exons. Gene Ontology annotation, cellular component: cytosolic tRNA wobble base thiouridylase complex; mitochondrion. Gene Ontology annotation, biological process: tRNA wobble position uridine thiolation. Gene Ontology annotation, molecular function: tRNA binding. Lineage: Eukaryota; Metazoa; Chordata; Actinopteri; Spariformes; Sparidae. The record is from RefSeq and is a predicted model, not a curated record.